Messenger RNA from Dinoponera quadriceps, 3967 nucleotides. RefSeq lists its product as uncharacterized. Lineage: Eukaryota; Metazoa; Arthropoda; Insecta; Hymenoptera; Formicidae. Gene Ontology annotation, biological process: signal transduction; positive regulation of epidermal growth factor receptor signaling pathway; positive regulation of fibroblast growth factor receptor signaling pathway. The record is from RefSeq and is a predicted model, not a curated record. The transcript is spliced from 6 exons. The coding region runs from base 461 to 1606 and encodes 381 amino acids.
GCUCGCGGAGCGCACACCGUGGCGUAUCCAUCGGCGCGCGUUUCAAACAGAAACCUCAAGUCAAACUUCCAACUCUGCCGAACACUCCUCGUUCCGGAGAGUUACGUUUCUCGUCUCUCUGUCCGAUCGUUCGUUACACAGUGACUCCCUGGAUAACUGCUCCGAGGACCUCUCGUGCGGAAUGUGUGGAGAGUUUCGUUCACGAAAUGCGCGCCAGAAGUCCCUCCAAAUACGCUCCCCCGACGCGAUGAGGUGGUGAAUCCGUUCGUGUGUUGUGACCAUCGGGUAAAUCACCCUGAGGCUUGAUACGAGGUGCUAGCUUCUGGUUUGAGACAGUGAACUUGGAUCGAUGCUGCUUGUACAUUCACUUUGAAUAUGACUCCCGCGUGUUGACGCGUGCGCUAUUACGAACACCGCGGAUCACUCGACUGCGAAUCAGUAAAAAUUAGAACCAGGAGGAAUGUUGAAGCACGUGUCGGUCUCGCCGUGGAGAGGGCGAUCGGACAGCGUGAGUCUCUCUUCCAGCGGCGGGGCGAGUAGCUGCGGAAGCGGAAGUCCUACCCCUGGUCACACACCACCACCCUCGAGAGCGUCCUCAUGCGCUUCCCUAGCACCUCUAACCGCCCUGUCGAGCUUUUCACCGGCCGAUAACGCACCCCAACAGACGACCAUCAAGGUCUACGCCAACUGUCUGCGGCCGGACAUCGAGUAUAAGACUUUGAGCAUCACCUACGAGACAACCUGUCGCGAAGUCGUGCAAAACCUCUUGAACAAAUACCGUAUGAGGCACCGUGAUCCUCGAUUGUUUUACCUAACUAUGGAAGUGACCGUGAGAAGGGCCAAUGUACGCACCAUCAUACCGCUCGACGAGGACUCACGGCCAGCCGUCCUGCAAUCCUGCCAUCCUCGCGGCGAUUCCAAGUUUUCGUUGCAGACGCGCCGUGGCGGACUCGUCAAAAUAUACGACAGCGCACUCAUGUCCGGGUCUAAGUACAAGAGCCUUCUGGUCUCGGAGCAGACCACCGUAGACGAGUUGAUCCAGAUGCUGCUGAGUUGCUACAGCUCCAAGGAACCAGUGGAGCAGUUCUCUCUCUACGAGGUCUGUGAAGGUGAAGAGUACCAGAGGAAAUUACACCCCGACGACUCCCCGCUCAAGGUUACGCAACGGUGGACUAGUGUGGAUCGACACCUUCGUAUUAGACGCAAUCCAGAUUACAAUCCACACAGGCGGAAGAGCAUGUGGGCGUCGGAUUCGAGCAUCACCAUGGCGAUGUCGAGACUGAAUCUCCAUGACGAUCUUCCCAACUAUAACGCCAGGCUCGACAAUAACAAUCACCUGAGCCUGCAUCACCUCGCCGGGAAAGUCACCGCUAUCAAUAAGAGCAACAACAACAACAACAACAUCAUCCAUCGGGAUCAACAUCACACGUCGCUGGGCUCCAUCAGUCAGAUGCCGCGGAUUGUCGUACCUCACGCCGCGGAUCUUCCGCAGGUGCAACUGCCGCGGGUGCAGCAACUCCCGCAGAGCGUCCCGUCGACGCCGCUCUCGUCGAAACACGUGACUGCCUCUUCCUACGCCGAUUACGAGAAUUAUCUCUUUAUAUGAGGACCGUUUAAUCGUUCACGAGCUUGCAUCGGGCGCGAUCGAAGACGGAGAAAAUCGGUCGCGCAUGUUCACCUCGCAAAAUGGUCAGAGUUACCAGGGAUUCGUUGGUGGUGCAACAUGCGUCAGUGCUAUUUGAUUAUUCUUCAUGCGUAACUUUCGGACGUCGAAUAUUACGAAUACUCUGAGACGUGAUUAAUGCUGCAAAUUCUAAGCAAAUUUGUAAAUACAUCGUAAAAUCGUAAAAUCGUAGCUUACGAAGCAUUCGUAAGAAUCUGAUUUUUCACGCUUUACGUGACGGUUUUACUUAAAUUGCAAUUAUGUAUUACGAUUUGCACCACUUAUCGUUACAUGUUCAUGAUUAUGAUGAGCGGCUAAUUUCAAAUAUAACAUGUCAUAUGAAAGUCAUCAACUUAUUUGCAGAUUCAAGUGAUUGGUUUUUUUUUUUUAAUAUGAAAUAUGCCAAUUUUUAUGAUUUAUAUAUCAUUAAAAAAUUUUUUAUUCAUAUUUUGGGUCGGGUGAAUAUUUUGGGUCGGUUGAAAAUUUGUUAAGCUUGUUAUUAGUUAUUAGUUGUGCUCGUAAGCUCACACACGAACUGUAACUUGACAAGCAGCUUCACAGUUGGCUGUAAAAUUUACGAAAAGUCGUAAAUAUUUAUAAGUGAUCGUACGUCUUACGAUACACAUAGAAUUACAGUUCCAAUCAUAAGUUAUUACGAAUCUUACGGAAAUAAGUUACGAGUCUUACGAUUUUACUUAGAAUUGCGCAAUAUAAAUGUAUAUCUUUGAAAGAUAGUACAAAAGGAUUGGUGCCUUUGGUGUGAAAUAAUUUUGCUUAAUUCUUGCUUGAUCCGAUCAAUCUCGCUACGAUGACACGCGAGGAAAUGUUUAUUUCUUUAUUAAGAGGAUCUGCGUGCAUCGAAGAAGGAUCAUUUUCGAUCGGACAUCACGAUGUUCGAUUGAUAAUUGAAUGAACGCACGAAACGCAUUUGUACUUGCCGAUGAUCUUUCUUCCAACUGCAUUUCAUUAUGUCCGUUAUAGUAGUGUGGUAUUCUAAAUGAAAUUCAACGGGAAUUUCCGACAAACUUCUGAAUAUUCAAACGCUCGUUUGACGCUUGCGUCUCGGCUGAUGGAAGGCCGCGAUAACACUGAACAAAGAGAAUUUACGAUAUUAGUUAGUAGUGAGGGAAAUUGUACCAAAGGUAGACGUACGUAAUAUAUAUAUAUAUAUACAUAUACAUAUACAUGUAUAAAAUAUACGCCGCAUUAAAAUUUGCGGCGCUUAUAUCAAGCCUGAUUUAAAAUUUAUGUAAUUUUUAUGAACUCACAUUUUUGUCUGAUAUUCGACAGAAAGCAUCAAGCGUCGAUCACGAUGGAAACCUUGGAAAUUAAUUGUUUUUUUUUUUAUUAUAAUUGUAUAUUUUAUUAUAUAAAUUGUCAAGUGUCCUAGGAUAACGGCGAAAAUAUAAUCGCACAGUUCAAAAGUAAGACGCGCUCAAGUAGAGCGACGUAUUUGAAAUAUGUGAGCGUCAAUGAAACAAUGUAGCAUUAUUUAUUUAUGUUAAAAUGUAAAGCGUCUAGUUAAGCUCGUUUGAAAGCAAUUUUAAAUUAUUGAUAGCGCUCUCUUCUGUGCAAAAUUUCGUGCAAUCUGAGCCGACAGACUACCGAAUAUCCUCUCUGCGUGUGUAAAUACUAAUUGACGGGCGGAAAGAGAAAAACGGCAAAUAUUUAAGCAACACUCGCUGUUGUCGCAUUGAUUAGAACUCCCGUGAGAAAUAAUCGCUAUCAACAGUGCAUGUAUGUACAUAUCGUUCCUCCUAAUCACGCGUGAUUACGAAAACAAUUGAUUAAACGUUCAACCUCCUAAGCCCUCUUGUUUGCCGAUCGCAAUUCAAUUUCUUUCGCCGUCGUGAGAAACAAACAGCUUUAUCGCGUCAGAGCUAAUCAACCGUGCAGUGGUAAUGCAACAUUUGAGAUUGUGCGAAAGACUUUGAGAGUUACUAUGCGGUAAUGGCGAUUCGCGCGACUUCGUCAUUUCCGCACGGAAGGAAAUGAACGAAGAUCAGCCGUAUCUUCUCGCCACCGGGUUUCUUUAUAUCCUUCUUUGCCAAAGAGUCGGUACGAUGCGUAUAUGAAAGUGUGACACGCGCGUCGAUUAUUACGGCAGCCGAAUGUGCAUUUACAUAGAAGAAUCCUUGUUGCGUAUCUCGUCAGUGGUGGCGUGCGUCGAUGGGACGUAGUUUCGUGUCGCAACUUCCGCGUUCUCGAGCUAAUGUACCUACGUAGAGUGUAAAUACCUUUUUGUAUUAUCUCUGUUCAUAUUUUAUAAGAGAAAAUAUCGAAUAAUGAUUUAUGUGUCCUAAA